AUGGAGCAGCCACAAGAGCGAGCGGGGAAGCAGACUGGGGAGUUCAUAGUUGGUUUGAAGUACAGGUUGGUACGUAAAAUAGGCAGCGGAUCUUUCGGUGAUAUUUAUCUCGGGAUCAACAUUACAAAUGGUGAAGAAGUGGCUGUGAAACUGGAGUCUUGCAAGGCGCGACACCCACAGUUGUUGUAUGAAAGUAAACUGUACAAGAUUCUACAAGGCGGUGUGGGUAUUCCUCAUAUCCGUUACUAUGGUCAAGAGAAAGAAUACAAUGUUCUUGUUAUGGAUCUUCUAGGGCCAAGUCUAGAAGACUUGUUCAACUUCUGCUCUAGAAGAUUUACGAUGAAAACGGUGCUCAUGCUUGCAGAUCAAAUGAUCGGACGUAUCGAGUAUGUCCACAACAAGAACUUCAUACACAGAGAUAUCAAGCCUGACAAUUUCCUCAUGGGUAUCGGAAGACACUGCAACAAGGUGUUUUUGAUCGAUUUUGGUCUGGCCAAGAAGUAUAGAGACAGCAGAACCCGAACACACAUCCCAUAUCGUGAAGAUAAAAACUUGACUGGUACUGCCCGAUAUGCCAGUAUCAAUGCUCACCUGGGUAUUGAGCAGAGCCGAAGAGAUGACAUGGAGUCUCUUGGAUAUGUACUCAUGUAUUUCAACCGUGGAAGUCUCCCAUGGCAGGGCCUGAAAGCGAACACCAAAAAGCAGAAGUAUGAGAAAAUCAGUGAAAAGAAAAUGUCAACGCCAGUAGAGGUUCUGUGCAAAGGUUUUCCAGCUGAAUUUGCCAUGUAUUUGAACUACUGCCGCGGCCUCCGCUUUGAAGAAGCUCCAGAUUAUAUGUAUCUACGCCAGCUUUUCCGAAUUCUCUUUCGAACCCUCAACUACCAAUAUGACUAUACCUUCGACUGGACCAUGCUGAAACAAAAGGCCGCGCAGGUAGCUCAGUGUACAACAGCAGCUGCUACCCCAACAGCAGGCAGGGGCUGA
Molecule: messenger RNA, 984 nt
Organism: Candidula unifasciata
Lineage: Eukaryota; Metazoa; Mollusca; Gastropoda; Stylommatophora; Geomitridae
Source: the annotation of a GenBank genome assembly